CUUAUCGCCUCGCUCUCUUCGCGCCAAGAACACACACCACUAGCCUUACCGGACGUCCUGAGCUAAGUUCUUCAGGUAACAGAAAUGUCGAAGGAGGAGGUGGCCGCCGCUGACACCUCCGAGCAGCCCAUCACGAAGGCGCCGUACUGGGACCCACCGCCGGCGCCGCUGCUGGACACGAGCGAGUUGUCCCGUUGGUCCCUGUACCGCGCCGCCAUCGCCGAGUUCACUGCCACGUUCAUCUUCCUCUAUGUCAGCAUCGCCACCGUCAUCGGCUACAAGAGCCAGGCCGCCGCCGAAACGUGCACCGGCGUCGGCUACCUCGGCGUGGCCUGGUCCUUCGGCGCCACCAUCUUCGUCCUCGUCUACUGCACCGGCGGCGUCUCAGGCGGGCACAUAAACCCGGCGGUGACGUUCGGGCUGCUGGUGGGGAGGAAGCUGUCGCUGGUGCGCGCCGUGCUGUACAUCGUGGCGCAGUGCCUGGGGGCCAUCUGCGGCGCGGGGCUCGUGAAGGGGAUCACGGGCCGCAGCUACGAGACACUCGGCGGCGGCGCCAACUCCGUGUCCGACGGGUUCUCGGUGGGCGCAGCGUUCGGCGCAGAGAUCGCCGGCACGUUCGUUCUCGUCUACACCGUGCUCUCCGCCACAGACCCCAAGCGCACCGCCCGCGACUCCUUCAUCCCCGUGUUGGUGCCGCUACCGAUUGGGUUCGCGGUGUUCGUGGUGCACCUGGCGACAAUACCGAUCUCGGGGACGGGGAUCAACCCGGCCAGGAGCCUCGGCGCCGCCGUCAUGUACAACCAGCACAAAGCCUGGAAAGACCACUGGAUAUUCUGGGUGGGGCCGCUCCUCGGCGCGACCGUGGCGGCGUUCUACCACCGGUUCGUGCUGCGCGGCGAGGCCGCCAAGGCGCUGGGCUCGUUCAGGAGCACCGGCGCUGCGACCGCACGAACCUAACCAAGGAGCGAGCACACACGUACGCAUGCAUCCGUGUAAUCGAAGCUGCUUAAUUUGGUCGGCCCGGGCGUCCCUGUUUGAUUCUUGGUUCUACUACUUUGCUUGGUUCAUGCUGUCUUGUGUAACUUUGGACUGUUGCUUGCAUGUGCAUGCACGGGUGGUCCCUUCUGUUGUCUGUUGUCUCUUCGAUUAAUCUAUGCAAUUACACUUCGGUGAUUACAUCGCUACAUAUGUCUGUGUAUGGACGAAAGUUCCUACAUGUACUCUCCGUGGGAUGCAACAAAAACAAAUUUAUGUCAGAAUCGUUUGAACAA
Brachypodium distachyon (stiff brome) is the source of this 1271-nucleotide messenger RNA. Its product is annotated as probable aquaporin PIP2-7. The transcript has 4 exons. Gene Ontology annotation, biological process: transmembrane transport. The record is from RefSeq and is a predicted model, not a curated record. NCBI's taxonomy places the organism in Eukaryota, Viridiplantae, Streptophyta, Magnoliopsida, Poales, Poaceae. Gene Ontology annotation, cellular component: plasma membrane. Gene Ontology annotation, molecular function: water channel activity. Bases 85 to 957 code for a protein of 290 amino acids.